CUUGCAGAUAUUAUAAGCCCUUAUACUGAUGCUGAUCCACGCAAAGCUUCAAAAAUUAUUGAUAGCUAUUUGAGGCAAAAGGAGUUCAUAGUUAUAGAUUUGAAUAAACUGAGAUCUGAGUCUUUCUCACUUCGAUAG
Messenger RNA from Diversispora eburnea, 138 nucleotides. Lineage: Eukaryota; Fungi; Glomeromycota; Glomeromycetes; Diversisporales; Diversisporaceae. The record is from the annotation of a GenBank genome assembly.